Molecule: messenger RNA, 354 nt
Organism: Protopolystoma xenopodis
Lineage: Eukaryota; Metazoa; Platyhelminthes; Monogenea; Polystomatidea; Polystomatidae
Source: the annotation of a GenBank genome assembly
UUGGGAGGAUUGUCUUUGAACUUUUUAGCGACUUUUGCCCCAAGGCAUGUGAAAAUUUUAAAAAGCUCUGUCAAGGUACCCAUCUCUUUCCAUUAUAAUGUUGAACUAGGCAUGUGCGGGAUUGGUUUAAAGACAGGAAAACCUUUGCAUUAUCAAGGUUCAGUGUUCCAUCGCGUAAUAAAGGGCUUCAUGAUCCAGGGGGGGGAUUUUAGUAACUCAGACGGGACGGGAGGCGAAUCGAUCUAUGGAGGAACUUUUUUAGAUGAAAAUUUGUCUACUACCCAUGAUCGUCCUUUCCUGCUAUCAAUGGCGAAUCGUGGUCCAAACACUAACGGAUCCCAGUUUUUUAUGUAA